Aspergillus heteromorphus CBS 117.55 is the source of this 1339-nucleotide messenger RNA. Its product is annotated as pyridoxamine 5'-phosphate oxidase family protein. The record is from RefSeq and is a predicted model, not a curated record. Lineage: Eukaryota; Fungi; Ascomycota; Eurotiomycetes; Eurotiales; Aspergillaceae. The transcript is spliced from 2 exons. Bases 261 to 1058 code for a protein of 265 amino acids.
GCGACAUGGCCUCGAGACAGUUGCGCCAUGGGUGUACAAUCCAAGGGCCGGAUCAUCUCUCUCACUGAAGAAAGUUGUUCCUCAUUAUCACGAUCUGGUGACUCAUAGGUCACUUCUCGGAGACAUAUAAACAGCCGUACCCAUGAAGUACAAUGCUUUCUACUAACAUUAUCAACUUCUCCAUUCCUUUUGGAUAGGUAAUAAACCAUCGAGGUCUAGAAACAGAUUCACAGAGGAUUUAAUUGCAGCCUGCAGCAAAAAUGGGGAGGACUUUGACAUACCCAAAGCGACCAUCUAACACGGUUAACCGUUACAAGCACAGAGCAACCUAUGACCUGGGUGCCAUCCAUUCCAUCAUCAACACCUCUCAGGUCCUUCAUGUAUCCUUCAACCCUGGCCCGUCUGAGCCAUUCCCUGCCAUCCUGCCCAUGAUCGGCCAGAUGGGCUCGUUCGACUACCCAUCAGCAAGCAUUGACGAGCCCCUCGAUUGCUAUCUUCAUGGCUACGUUAGUUCUCGGAUCAUGAAUCUUGCCCGGGACUCUGAAGAAGGGCUGCCUGUUUGCGUGGCUGCGAGCAAAGUGGACGGUCUGAUCCUGUCCCUGACCCCGAACUCCCACAGCUAUAACUAUCGCUCUGCGAUUCUCCAGGGCUAUGCCAAGUUGGUCACUGACGAGGCCGAGAAGCUCUAUGCGAUGGAGCUUGUCACAAACUCGGUGCUCUCCGACCGCUGGGCGCACACGCGUGUCCCGCCAGAUCGUGCGGAGAUGUCGUCCACCGUCAUUCUCAAGGUCAGGAUCGUCAGCGGUAGUGGCAAAAUUCGAGACGGGGGUGUUUCGGAUGAGAAGAAAGAUACCGGCAAUGAGGAAGUGGCCAACAGUGUUUGGACUGGAGUUGUUCCUGUCUGGGAGACGUUUGGCGAGCCAAUCCCUAGUCCUGGGAAUAAGGUCGCUGAAGUCCCCGGCUACAUCAAAUCAUUUGUUGCGGGGAAGAACGAGGAGAACAGUACACAUGCGGUGAAAGCCAUCGGUGUCGAGCUUCCACGAGAGAAGCAACACUGAUGUCUGGCAAGAGGUGCAUGUGUUGUCAUUGGUUUCAUUCUUUUUUCAUUCGACAGUUUAGCGUAUAAGACUGCCAUAAGAUUAUGACUCUGGGCAAGUCAUUUAAUCAAGAGUUGUGUGUGUUAUUGCAAUGAUCAGCUAUUGUACGAUACAAGGCUGCCCUGCCCGACUGUAACCAUGCGGGGUAUUAAUAUUGCCGCAGCUGCGACGCAGUGUCAUUACAGGCUGCAGUCACCACCCUGGAGAAAUGAUCCAUCCCACUUUUAUUCAAUGCACGGAGC